AUGGAAUGCUUAUCUAUUUUGGUGGGGAAAUUCACUGAUUGCUUGAUGAAGCCAGUGGAGCGAGGGAUUGGGUAUUUAUUUUACUACAAGAGAAACAUCACAUCUAUGGGAAAAGAAUCUGAAAAGCUGAAGAACAUCAAAAGUGAGGAAGUUGCCCGGGGAAACUUACAACGCAUUUCACUCAAUGGCGAGGUUUGGUUAACUAGUGUUGAUACCACUAUUGCACAAGUGGAUGAUGUAAUGGGAGGUAUACCUGAGGUUGAAAGGGGUUGCUUUUAUGGUUGCUGUCCAAACUUGAAGUCACGUUACUCCCUCAGCAGGAGAGCCAAGAAAAUUACAGAGGAGUUGACUACACUUCAAACUGAAGGCGAAGUAAUCUCCUUUGAUCGUCCAGUUCACAGUGAGGCUAUAUAUAGUAACAAUAGUGAGGAGUUGACUAAACUUCAAACUGAAGGCGACGUAAUCUCCUUUGAUCGUCCAGUUCACAGUGAGGCUAUAUAUAGUAACAAUAGUGAGGAGUUGACUAAACUUCAAACUGAAGGCGACGUAAUCUCCUUUGAUCGUCCAGUUCAAAGUGAGGCUAUAUAUAGUAACAAUAGUGAGGAGUUGGACUCCAGAAAAUUGAAAGAGGAAGAGGUCAUGGCAGCUUUGAGAGAUGAAGGGGUCACUGUGAUUGGCAUAUGUGGUAUGGGUGGUGCUGGUAAAACAACACUCGCUGAGAAAAUCAGACAAAAGGCGAAACAACAAGGGUUGUUCAAAGAUGUCGUCAUGGUAACUGUCAGUCAACAACCAGACUUGAAAAGGCUUCAGGGUCAGAUUGCAGAAGAACUCAAGCUGAAACUAGAAGGGGAUAAUUUGUGGAGUCGUGGAGAUCGGCUACGUACAAGGUUAAUGGAUCAGAACAGCCGCAACCUUAUAAUCUUGGAUGAUGUUUGGAAGGCUCUUCAUGAUCUAGACAAGCUUGGAAUUCCCAGCGGUAGCAACCACAACCAUCUGUGCAAAGUGAUAUUCACGACGCGGUUCCGAAAUGUUUGUAUAGAAAUGGAAGCUCAGUGGAUCAUGGAAGUUGGAACGUUAUCCAAAGAGGAAGCAUGGUUCCUUUUCAGUCAGAAAGCUGGUGAUUUUGGCAACGAUCCUUCUCUGAUUGACAUAGCAAAAGAGGUUGCUAAAGAAUGUAAGGGGCUGCCGCUUGCAAUUAUUGUACUUGCAGGUGCACUUAAGAGUAAAACCAGGCCUUCGUGGGAGGAUGCCCUUAGACAAUUACGUCGUGCAGAGGCAAAAAAUAUCCGUGGAGUGCACGAAAAGGUGUAUAAAUCUCUGAGGCUAAGCUAUGACCACUUGGGCAAGAAUGAGGCAAAGUAUCUGUUUUUGCUUUGUUCUUUGUUCGAGGAAGAUAGUAAUAUUCGGACUGAAGAAUUGCGUACAUUUGGAAUGGGGCUUGGCAUCUUUUCGGGAAUUGAAAAUUUAGAACAUGCAAGAAAUAGGUUGUGUUUUCUGUUAAAAAUAUUGAAAGAUGGUUUCUUGUUAUCCCAAGCAUUCAUUCAGAGGUUGACAAAUCCGAGGACGCUAUGUCUGAGUAAUUUAUGGUUGGAUGACAUAUCCAUUAUUGGCAAACUUCUCAAUUUGGUAAUUUUCAGCAUCAGAGAUUCUCAGUUAAAGGAGGUGCCAGUGCAGAAAGGAAAAUUGAACCAAUCUAAUUAUGUUCGAGUUUUUGAAUUAGCAUUGAGUACUAUUUCACCAGUGGUCUUAUCAAGACAAGACUAG
Molecule: messenger RNA, 1764 nt
Organism: Solanum verrucosum
Lineage: Eukaryota; Viridiplantae; Streptophyta; Magnoliopsida; Solanales; Solanaceae
Product: probable disease resistance protein At1g61310
Exons: 2
Coding region: 1-1764 (587 amino acids)
Molecular function (GO): ADP binding
Source: RefSeq, a predicted model, not a curated record